AUGUCCAAUCCCCCUUUGUCCAAUGCGGCCGUCGGUAGCACGCCCUCUACCGCCAAUAACUCUGGUAAGCAAUCCUACUCAUCCGCAAUUACUGCCAACACCAAGGCGGACAAGCCUCGUCCGCACAUUUGCGGCACCUGUAAGCGCUCCUUCGCCCGAUUGUACAAUCUCAAGCGACACGAGCGCUCCCACACCAAGGAGAAACCCUUCAAGUGUUCCAAAUGCGCACGAUGCUUCACCCGUGGUGAUAUGCUGCUACGUCACAAGCAGAUGCUGCACCAGACCUUAACCCCAUCGUCACAUCCCCAAAAUCAUCGCGAGUCUGCCAGUAGCGUCCUCCCCGACAAGAGCCGAGCUCGCAAGAAUAGCAUCGCAGGACCUAAUCCAGCUGUAUCCAAUAUGCCGGCUACUUCUAUAAGGCUGCUGGCAAAUACUAUCAUCUAUGUUGACUGCAGUAUGAUGCAGAUGAUUGCUGCUGCGAAUGCCCCUAUCGCACGAGACCUCCCCCCUAUCUAUACCCAUAGCCGAUACCCCAGUCUGGGCGGUUUGCCCAUCCACAGCUUGGAUUAUGACUUCAGUGGUAUAUCAGCAGCCGUGGGACAGCAAGGGGUGCAGCAUGGGUUGGUCAAGCCGAAGACGCGCACCUUGGGCGGCCUCGAGCCAAGCACCGGCCUGCAGACAGCGCCAUCGAUGGCUGCCUUCAAUGCCGAAUUCGACUUUGAGGGCCUCCUCUGCGAGCCGGACUCAACAAUAAACCUCAAUGUCCUCCAUUACAAUAAUUCGCCGCAAUCUAUGGCCUUAGAAUACGCCUCACCAUUUGCGCCAUUCUGGAACGAGAUGCCCUUGAGCCAAACCCUCAACAAUAGUUUUGAACAGUUGACUGGAUUUGAGUAUCAGAUGGCUUUUCUCGCAAAUGAAGACGUGGUGGAUAGAUCUAGUCCGUCCGCCAUCAGCACAACGAGCCAGAGCGGGAUAAGUAAUAUUAUAUUAGAUGGUUCAAACCACCCCUCGCCGGCCUGGACGAGGACCAUAUGGUAA
Molecule: messenger RNA, 1038 nt
Organism: Ilyonectria robusta
Lineage: Eukaryota; Fungi; Ascomycota; Sordariomycetes; Hypocreales; Nectriaceae
Exons: 2
Coding region: 1-1038 (345 amino acids)
Biological process (GO): regulation of transcription by RNA polymerase II
Cellular component (GO): chromatin
Molecular function (GO): DNA-binding transcription factor activity, RNA polymerase II-specific; RNA polymerase II cis-regulatory region sequence-specific DNA binding
Source: RefSeq, a predicted model, not a curated record